Molecule: messenger RNA, 3372 nt
Organism: Trichomonas vaginalis G3
Lineage: Eukaryota; Parabasalia; Trichomonadida; Trichomonadidae
Product: coatomer family
Exons: 1
Coding region: 1-3372 (1123 amino acids)
Biological process (GO): endoplasmic reticulum to Golgi vesicle-mediated transport; intra-Golgi vesicle-mediated transport; intracellular protein transport
Cellular component (GO): COPI vesicle coat
Molecular function (GO): structural molecule activity; protein binding
Source: RefSeq, a predicted model, not a curated record
AUGAAGGUGAAAAUAGAUAUUGAAGCACCUCGUGUCAAAGGUAUCUGUUUUCACCCGAGUAGACCUUGGGUGUUAUACAGCACACAUACAGGUAUGGUAGUGAUAUAUGAUUACGAUAUUAAUGUUGAAUUACAAUCUUAUCAGGUUUCAGACGUUCCUGUUCGAUGUGUUGCAUUCCAUUCAACACAACCAUUAUUUGCAUGCGGUACAGAUGACUACCAAGUUAUUGUUUAUAAUUGGCAACGCAAAGUUAAACUUUUCACAUUAGAAGGCCAUAUUGAUUUUAUCAGAUCCAUUGAGUUUCAUUCAACAUAUCCAUUACUCAUAACAUCAUCCGACGAUAGUACAUCAAGAAUAUGGAACUGGCAAAGCAGAUGCUGCGUUUGUAUUCUUGAAGAUCACACAUACUUCGUCAUGUCAUCAUCAUUCAAUCCAAAUCAGCCUCUCGUUGCAACAGCAUGCCUUGAUGAGUGCGUCCGUCUAUUUAGUAUUGAGAAUUUACUGAAAGGAUCAAUGAGUAAAGAUGUUGAUUCGUCAUUUUUCAGUUUAGAGUCAAAUUCCAGUCUUCUUUCGGAAAGCGAGGAACAUCCAGAGGGCGCAAACUGCGUUGCAUGGGAUAGUUCAGGCAACAGAUUAAUAUCUUGCGGAGAAGACAGUUCUAUUAAAGUUUACAAGAUAAUCAAUGACGAAUUACAAGUCACAUCAACAAUCAAUGCUCAUACAGGCCCUGCUACAUGCGUACGCUUCCAUCCUGCAACAGGAAAUAUCAUUUCCUGCUCAGAAGACUUUUCCAUUCGCGAAUUCGACGGAAACACAUACAGAGAAAUCGGCACUUACGAAAUAUCCGGCAGCCGCUUUUGGUGUGUCGCUGCUCAUCCGAAAGAUGCUUUAAUUGCAGCCGGCCACGAUAGCGGUGUCACCAUUCUCAAAACGAAUAAAGAACGUACACCUUUCGACGUACAAGGAACAUCCGUUGCUUGGAUCCAAGAAAGCGAAAUUCACGUUGUCGACGUAAUCUCAAAGAAUCAAGAGAAACCGAGUACAGUACAAAAUGGAGUAACAUCCAUAAGCUGGAACAAUGCCAGAAAUAUGGCGCUCGUUUCAUACGACAACGAAAAAAAUCCUUAUUAUCAAUGUAUCGACUUAUCAAUGACGAAUCCUAUUACGAAAGGCGAAGGAUUAUCCGCUGUAUGGUUCUCCCGCUCAUCUUUUGUAUGUUUGAGCACUUCCAGAGACAAAUUAUGCUAUGGAGAGCCAGGAUCAUCUACAUUAUCGAGAUUCCAGGUUCCUCACGCACUCAGACUAUUUGCUGCUCCUGCACAGCGUGUUUAUCUUGUAACGAAAACCAACAUUUACUUAUAUGAUAUCACAAGACAGAAAGAAAUCAGAAAUAUUCAGUUCAAUGACUGCAAGGUAAUCAUGAUAAACGAUGACAAGACAAAAAUCUGCGCUAGAAACUCAACUUCUAUCUUAUAUUCAAAUGCAGACCUUACGGAUCCCUCAGUCUUCAAUGAAUCCUCAAAAGUAAAGAGCUGCUGCUUCGACGGUGACGCCAUUCUCUUUACAACUCGUACUCAUUUGAAGUAUAUCGUUUCCGGAUAUUCCGGAGUUGUAUGUUCGCUCCCAAGAGUUCUUUAUAUCAUCAAGGCCAAGGAAGAAAUCGCCUGGUUCGUAACACGUGACGGAGUUGUCUUCAAACGCGAAAUUGAGUUAGGAGAAUUGAAAUUAAAGCUUGCUUUGAUCAAUUCUAAAUCGGAUGGUGGCCAUGCUGCUCGUCGCAUUGUCGCUGAACAGCCUCCGAUUGGUUUCGCCAUCAUGGAAUUCGCUGCAAACAACAAUCGCUACGAUAUCGCUGCAAGUUUGGCCAGAGAUCCUAAAACUAAGUUCGAAAUGGCUCUUAAAGCGGGCGAUUUCGAUACAGCCGUCCUCGCGGCCGACGAGAUCAAGGACAAAUCGAUUUACAAGACAUUGGCCGAAAACGCUCUCAAUUGUGGAAAAAUUUCUUUGGCAGAAAAAAUGUUUACAAAGGCAAAUGAUACAGAAAAUUUGGCAUUUUUGUAUCUUUUGGCAGGAAAUUCUGCCAGUUUACAAAAGCUCACAAAACAGACAAAUAAUCCCGAAUACAUGAUCUGGUGCAACGACAACGAAUCGAUUGACAAAUUGUUGAUUGGCAUAAAUCCGAAUUUGGAGCAAAUUGUCAGUCAAAAAAUGCCAGAAAUCGAAUUGCCAGAGAUCAAACAGAGAUCAGAAGAUUGGCCACUCACAAGACCAACAUUCAUUCCUUUCUCCGUCGAAAAAGACACACAACUCGAUGAAGGAGAAACAGAAUGGCCAAUGUCAGAUGAAGACGAUAACCAGAAAAGUGACAACAAUGAAGAAGACGAUAGCGAAGGCUGGGAUGUUGACAUCAAUGUUGAAAACAUUCCUGCGCCAAGUCCAUCACAGUUUGUUGCUCCUCCUCGUGGAGAAGACAUCAAACAAGAGAUGUCAAAGAAUUCAACAACAAUUGGAGAUUUCGCGGCAUCAGGAGAUUUCGGAGAAGCUCUUGUUUUGGCUAAGACACAGCUCAAUGCGAAGAACUUCGAACCCCUCAAGAAUUUGUUCAUUGAAAGCUUCGUGAGAUCCAAUCUUUCUAUCCAAAACGAGUUCGGACAUUUAUCUGUUCCUCUUUCGAUGAAAUUCAGAAAUUUGUCACUUCCGGUUUUGACAGAUUCAGUUUCUCAAUUCGAUGAAAUGAUGAAGAACAGCAUUUUCAUCGAGUUCAACAAAGGACACUUCAAAGAAUGUUUUGGAAUUUGCCAAACAUUGAUCAGAAGAGUUAUUGUUACUUCGGUCCAAACAAAAGAAGAAGAACAAAAGAUUUUGGAUUGUUUGCAUAUUGCAACGAAAUACGCAAUUGGCUGCCUCCUCGAAUUAACAAGAAAGAGCGAGACGGAUCCAACAAGAAAUCUGGAAUUGGCUGUUUACUUCACUCAUGUUGGAUUGGCUCGAUCUCAUGAACGAUUGACUUUGCAAUCUGCUGUAAGAAUGGCUAUGAAAUACCACAAUUAUUUGACUGCUAAAUCAUUAAUCUCAAGAUUACUUGAUUUGGAGCCAAAUGAAAAGAUUGCAGGACAAGCUCGUGCUUCUCUUGAACAGGCAAACAAAGUUGGAACAAACGCUUUGAACAUCAACUACAAUGAAAGAAAUCCAUUCUUCAUUGAUGUCAUCGGAAAGACUCCUAUUUACAGAGGAAAGCCUUCUAUCUCUUGUCCUCUUUGCGGUUGCCAGACAGACAGUAAAAACGCAGGUCAGUUAUGCCCUAUCUGCGAAAUUUGUGAGUUUGGCGGUCAACCAACAGGUUUGAAGAUUUUGAGAACAAUAAAACAAUAA